Penicillium salamii is the source of this 1020-nucleotide messenger RNA. Lineage: Eukaryota; Fungi; Ascomycota; Eurotiomycetes; Eurotiales; Aspergillaceae. The record is from the annotation of a GenBank genome assembly.
AUGUUACUUUCCAUCUACCACCCCGCCCUUCGAAUUCUCGGGAUUAGCACCGUCAACGGAAAUGCACCCUUGGAGUGUGUGACGGAAAACGGACUGAGCGUCUUGGAGGCCAUCGGUGCGACUGACGUUCCUCUCUAUGCCGGUUCAAAGCGCCCUUUCUGUCGUGAUAUCAGAUCAGCUUCCGAGAUCCACGGUGGGAGUGGUCUGGCAGGGACCGAUCUUCUGCCAACAGCGACAUGCAAGCCUCAACCUGGCAACACCAUCAACGCUAUGCGUGAAGCUCUACUCUCGUGUGAAGCUCAAACGGCAUGGCUUGUGGGCGUAGGUCCGUUGACCAACGUUGCUCUCCUGUUUGCCAUCUACCCCGAAGUAGCGACUCAUAUCAAAGGUAUCAGCAUCAUGGGUGGAGGUAUCGGCGAUGGAUUUGCACCCCAAGUGUCGAUGGGACCCGGAUAUGUCGACGAAGAGGGAAGAUCCCGUGAACGACACGGGAACUACACAGAAUUUGCCGAGUUCAACGUCUGGGCUGACGUUGAAUCGGCGCGCAGUGUAUUCUCAAACCCUUUGCUCAAGCCUAAAACAUUCCUGAUUCCCUUGGAUGUGUCUCACCAAGCGUAUACGACACAAAAAGUUAGGGAGAUGCUGUUGAACGGCGAAAAAGGCCCAACUAGACUGAGAACCAUGUUCAAUGAACUGCUCGUCUACUUCGCGGAUACUUACGAGACGGCCUGGGGAAUGGAUCAAGGUCCACCUCUGCAUGAUCCGCUUGCUGUGGCCAUCUUGCUAGCUGACCACCCAGAUCCGGAUGUACGUAUCAAGUUCAAUGACAAUGAUGGCGAAAGAUGGAGCCUGGAAGUUGUACUCAGCGGCUUGCAAGAGGGUCGUACCGUUGCUACCAGAGUCGAACAUGGCAAGCCUGGGGUCAUGAUCCCGCGAUCUCUGGACAUGGAUAAAUUCUGGGAAGUACUGGAGUCGUGCAUGGCUAAGGCAGAUGCAAAGACGGGUUAUGGCCAGUUGUAG